CUAAUGUAGUAGUAGACUUUUGAGUUAACUGACUACAUGUGAGAAUGACAAGAAAUAGCGGACGGACAUCAUAAUCUGACAAAAGCUUUAAACUUUAACCAAUCUCAAAGGCCAGUUGGUUGCCGUUCACAGUUUUCCGACUCUCAGCUUUCUUGUACUUAUACCCGAAUUAUCCCUCUGCCGACUUCCACACACAAAAACGAACACCAACUGUUUGUUUUUCAGCCUCAGUUAACUUUUCUAUAUUCAGCAAAAGCCUUUCUUUGUAUCUUGUUUUUGCCUGAUAUAACUCCCCCCAAAAUCAUCUUUAAGUUCAAAUAAAGUUGGGUUUUUUUCGAAAUAUAAUGGAGGUUACUCAGAAUUCCGACAACAAUGAUCGGAAAUUUGCACUUCCGGUUGACUCCGAACACAAGGCCACCGUGUUCCGGUUGUUUUCAGUGGCUACCCCUCACAUGCGAGCAUUCCAUCUUUCAUGGAUAUCCUUCUUCGCUUGCUUCGUUUCUACUUUCGCUGCUCCCCCACUCCUUCCGAUCAUCCGUGAUAAUCUUAAUUUAACGGCCACCGACAUUGGCAAUGCUGGGAUCGCCGCCGUUUCUGGUGCUGUUUUUGCUCGUGUUGCUAUGGGGACUGCAUGUGACCUGUUCGGUCCUCGCCUCGCCUCCUCUUCCCUCAUCCUCCUCACAGCUCCGGCGGUGUUCCUUAGCGCCAUCGCCAACUCUCCGGCGGCUUUCUUAAUGGUCCGUUUCUUCACCGGAUUCUCCUUAGCCACCUUUGUUUCCACCCAGUUCUGGAUGAGCUCCAUGUUCUCCCCAGGAGUUGUUGGCACCGCCAAUGGACUCUCCGGCGGCUGGGGUAACCUCGGCGGAGGAGCUACACAACUAAUCAUGCCACUCGUUUACUCUCUAAUCCACUCCCACAUCGGUUCAACAAAAUUCACCGCUUGGCGAAUCGCAUUUUUCAUUCCGGCAAUUUUUCAAACACUUAGUGCGUUUGCCAUUUUCUUCCUGGGACAAGACAUGCCGGACGGGAACUACGUCAGACUCGAAAACUCCGGCGAGAAACACAAAGAUAGCUUCUCACAAGUCUUCUACCACGCCAUCACCAAUUACAGAGGAUGGAUCUUGGCCUUGACUUACGGGUAUUGUUUCGGGGUGGAGCUAACCAUUGAUAAUAUAAUCGCGCAGUAUUUCUACGAUCGAUUCAAUGUGAAUUUGCACACGGCGGGGAUAAUCGCUGCGAGUUUUGGACUGGCGAAUCUUUUUUCGAGGCCCGGUGGAGGGAUAUUGUCAGAUGUGGUGGCGAAGAGGUUCGGAAUGAGGGGAAGGUUGUGGACGCUGUGGGUGGUGCAGAUGAUCGGAGGGUUGCUGUGUUUGUUACUAGGGAAGGUUGGAUCUUUGAGCGCCUCCAUUGCCGUGAUGCUUGUGUUCUCUGUAUUUGUUCAAGCUGCUUGUGGACUUACGUUCGGUGUCGUCCCUUUCGUCUCCCGUAGGUCAUUAGGUGUGAUUUCAGGUAUGACCGGUGGUGGAGGAAACGUAGGGGCUGUUUUGACACAAGUGAUAUUCUUCAGGGGGUCAAGAUACUCAACAGAAGAAGGUAUGACUCUAAUGGGAGUAAUGAUGAUGUGUUGUACACUUCCAAUUCUCUUUAUAUACUUCCCGCAAUGGGGCGGGUUGUUUUGUGGACCUAAAAAAGGAUCCACAGAACAAGAUUAUUAUCUAUCCGAAUGGACUAAAGCUGAAAAAGAACAAGGAUUUCACAAAAUGAGUUUGAAAUUUGCCGAUAAUAGUAGAACUGAAAGAGGCAAAAAAGGUUCAUCUGCUCCGAUUCCAUCUAAUUAUGAAACCCCUCCUACUAUUGUGUAAUUGUAUUUAUACCCUUUCCAAAAGUCUAAGAAAAAUGCUUUGGUGUGUACUCAUAGACAUCGUUUGAUUAUGACCCGUAUUUUCUUGAAGUAAAAGUUGUACACUGUUGUGGGCCGAG
Messenger RNA from Lactuca virosa, 1980 nucleotides. NCBI's taxonomy places the organism in Eukaryota, Viridiplantae, Streptophyta, Magnoliopsida, Asterales, Asteraceae. The record is from the annotation of a GenBank genome assembly.